Messenger RNA from Porites lobata, 29885 nucleotides. NCBI's taxonomy places the organism in Eukaryota, Metazoa, Cnidaria, Anthozoa, Scleractinia, Poritidae. The record is from the annotation of a GenBank genome assembly.
AUGCACCUAUACGCACUAACUCUCCAGAAAGCAUCUGCCAUUAACCAUGCCAUUCAUGGUAAUUUCUCUGGCUCCAAGCAACAGGAAAUUGUUAUCUCAAGGGGAAAAAUCAUAGAACUCUUGCGUCCUGAUCCCAACACUGGCAAAGUAUUUCCUUUGUUGGCCAUGGAAAUGUUUGGUGUGAUCCGAGAUCUGAUUGCAUUCAGACUAACUGGUGGUUCAAAGGGUAAGAUAUAGUGAAGACCUUAUGACAGGGCUUCUGAUAUUUCACAGAAAAAAAAGCAAAAUUUCGCAGGAUUUUCAGGGGCAAAUUCGCGGAAAAAUUGGCUAAUUUUGCAGGAUUUUCGCGGAAAAAAAGUCAAAAUUUGUGGAAAAAUUGGCCGAUUUCGCGAGAUUUUUGCGGGAGAAAAGUCAGAAUUUGCAGAAAAAUGGGCCGAUUUCGCGGGAUUUUAGCGGAAAAAAGUCAAAUUUCGAAGGAUUGUCAGGGCCAAAAUAAUUCUCAGAAAAAUCAGCCGAUUUCGUGGGAAAUUUCGGGGGGAAACUUAGCCAAGAAACAAUCAGUAAAAAACAGCCGAUUACGCUGGAUUUUUUUUGGCAAAUUUCGCUAAAAUCGAUCAAUUUUGCGUCGAUAUGACCAGUGUUGUUUAACGUUUUUUUAACAGGGAUAAUCAUUUGCUCUUUCAACAACAGUUCACUUGAGAAAUGAGCGAAUGCUAAAGCUAUUAACAUUAUGGUUAGUGCCCAGUUUUUCGUAACGUUCAUCUAAAAACGCCUGGUAGUUUUGGGACGUUGUUUACUCAUUGCAGUGACGAAGUUUCAAGAUAAAUUUGGACGUUUGGGGUGAAUAAAACAGGUCUAAUGCAAGGAUAAGUAUUAAAUAUGUUUUUUUUUUUUUUUUUUGGCGUGAAUACUUUGACAGUUUUCUACAACAACAAAAUUGAUAUUCUUCGUAGCUUUUAGAUCUAACUGCUUAUCGCAAUUCCAAAAACAUGGGACAAACUUCUUUAGAUACGUGAAUGCUAGUGUCAUUUCCUUCAAGCUACACUUUACUGCUAUACUGUUUCACUUAUCAGGUUUUAUUUUUCCUUUGAAUUUAGUUUGUUUGUUUGUUUGUUUGUUUGUUUUUUUUUUUACAAAUUUAGUUUGUUUUUUGCCAUAUAGAUAUAUAUAUUUUCAUAGUUAAAAUAACAAGUAUUUGUAAUUAAUUUUUUUGUUGUUAAAAAAAAAAAAAAAAAAAAAAAAAAAAUUAAAUAUGUUUUGCCGACAUGUAUUUGGAAAUAUUUCUGGUGGAUUUCGCGGUAUGUCGCGCUUUUUUGGGAAUUUCGUGGCAUUUCGCGGAAACACCUGAAUUUCGCGGGUCCGUGACAGCGCGAAAUAUCAGAAGCCCUGUUAUGAUUAUACAUAAGGAAAAACAGCAGCAAAAUAGCAUCUCUUGUCUUUCAACACCCUUCACACAUUAUAGCCUGUCAGUGAAAUAAGUUAUAUCUUUGUACUGGUCUAAAAGUCAACUUGUAAUAACUGGUGUGCCUUAUAGGGAAGGGUGGUUUUUAUAUAAUAAAGUUUCCCCUUAUUAGCUAUAUUCAAAGGAAGUUACACUCUACAAUGUACAAGUUGUAAAUUUUGACUAAUGUUUGCAAUUGUUUUUCAGAUUAUGUGGUGGUUGGAAGUGAUUCUGGACGGAUCGUUAUCUUAGAGUACAUUCCAUCAAAAAACACUUUUGAAAAGGUAGCAUAAAAGAUGUAGUAAAUGAAGUAGAUUUAUUUUAUGUAUUGUGAUGGACAGUCAAAUUAAUAGUAAUUCAACAAAGUUAAAUUUAAAUCUCAAACAUUUCUUCAGUAUAGGAAACACAUUUACCUGUACUAAAUAUUGUGUUUGGAGAAUAGUCACGGUUUGAUUUAAGAAAAUGUUAAAUGCUUUAAUGACCUGCACACUUUCUUCUGAAAAUUUCUGUGCUAGUGUUAUGCACAGUAGUACAUGUACAUUAAGCUACAUGUAAAAAUCUCUUUCGAGUUCCCUGAAUUUUGUCAUAUUAAUCUUCAGGUUCAUCAAGAGACAUUUGGGAAAAGUGGAUGUCGACGCAUUGUUCCUGGCCAGUAUUUAGCAGUUGAUCCCAAAGGACGUGCUAUCAUGAUUGGUAUACUUAUUAAACUUUUUUUCUAUGAAGGGUUUUGUUUAUCAUUUGUCUCACGAUUGUCACUUACAUAUUGAUCACAUUAUUUUGGCUGUGUGAAGCACGUCUUCAUAGCUAGUGUUGAUUUACUAAGUAGGGCUAUUAGUACCACCGUGGUUGUUAGUGUUUGGUGAAUCUUGACCCUCACUCAUGGUCAGCAGUUUUCAAUCCAAAGCAUUGUUGGCAUUUUCAGAGGAGGGAAAAGUUCCCUCAGCAGUCCACUGAUCAUGGACAUCCACACUUCAGGAAUCUCAAUUCUCAAAUCUCAUAUCUUAAUGUAUACUUUCAAACUAUAAUUUAUUCCAAUGUAUUUAUCAAUAUUGUGUUUUAGGCCCUUAGUUUUUCAAUAUUUGGCACAGUAGUGAGUCAUGAACACUCAAGUCGUCAACAGCAGAAUGAGUUGAAAUAAUAAGAGCUUGUUGUGAAAGUCUCUGUCACUUCACAUUGGUGAAUUAUAUAACAUUCUGCCAGCAAUUGUUUUUUACUAAACAUGCAAUAUUAUAGUAUGCCUGUGGUAAAUUGAAAUUUUCAGGUGCUGUGGAGAAACAGAAGUUGGUUUACAUCUUGAAUCGAGAUGCUGCUGCUCGACUUACCAUAUCAUCUCCUCUUGAAGCACACAAGUCACAUACUUUAGUUUAUCAUACUGUAGGAGUUGAUGUUGGCUUUGAAAAUCCAAUGUUUGCCUGCUUGGAAAUGGAUUAUGAGGUAAAUAAUGAGCUAUAUCAAUGAUAAUGAGAUAACUUAUGUUGUUAUUGAGUCUUCAAGUAAAAUCCUGUAGUGUGAUCAUUCAAAUGGAACUUCUCAGCCAUACUUUUUUGAUGCUAUUUGCUACUUUGUUAUUUUCUAUUUUAUUACAAAAUAAUAGUUCAUGAGUAAAUAGAAAUUUGAGUCUUGAGCCUGAAGUGUAAAGCAUAAACUGUACAUCUGCACAAUAUUGUGUAUUAUUGUGUUGCUGCAGCAAAAUUUUGUCUCAUUUUCCAUGUGAACAACCUCCCCCCCCCCUCCUCACUUCCCCCUGAGCACACUAUGCCUCCUUUUUCUUUUCCUCCAUCUACCCCCUUUAUGGCAUAAAGCAUAGCCUGAGAAAACAGCCUCCUUUUCAUGAAACCACGACUGAUUUCCCCGCUAAAUUAAGUUCAGGAAACGACUGCAGAAAUACUGAUGAUGUGUCACUACCUAGAUCUAGGUAGUGCUUUUGAUUGGCUGAAGAAAAUUUCCUUGUUGGCAUGACUGAUCAGAUGCAUUUCUCAGAUCUGGGUAGUGAUAUGUCAUCAGUAUGGAAUUUCUGCAGUGGUCUUGUGCAGAAACCGCUGAUAAUUAUUUUGUUUUCCUUAAACCGUGUAAUUACCAGUUUAAUAAUACUCUGAACAAUGCCUAUCAUCUUAUAUGUUAUCACAUCUCUGUUUAGGAUGCUGAUUCAGAUCCAACUGGAGAAGCUGUCCAUACAACUCAACAGACACUGACAUUUUAUGAACUGGACCUGGGAUUGAACCAUGUGGUGCGCAAGUACAGUGAACCUCUUGAGGAACAUGGAAACUUACUGAUUUCUGUGCCUGGUGGAAAUGAUGGCCCCAGUGGAGUGUUAGUCUGUUCAGAAAACUACAUCACUUAUAAGAAUUUUGGAGAUCAGCCUGAUAUUCGCAUGCCCAUCCCACGUCGAAAGGUUCGUAAAAUUAGUAUUGUUAAGUUUAAGUCCGUCAAAUCGUAGAGUAAUGUUCUUUUCCUAGCGCUGAAGAAUUAUUUUAACUGCAGAAGUCAGUGAAAUGUGAAGUCAGUUGUAAUAAUCUAUGAGUUUCUGAAUGUGAAAAACAAAAAGUGGUACACAAGCUUCACUUACCGGGUAAAUAAAAAUAAAAUAAUUGCUUUGAAGAAUACACUAAAUGAAUUUAUAACAUUGUCUGUGUGUACUCAGCGAUAAUAUUGUAUUGCUUUAAACUCAAUUUCAGUAUGAUCUUGAUGACCCAGAACGUGGCAUGAUUUUUGUGUGCGGUGCUACUCACAAAACAAAGGUAACUGAUUCAUGAGCAUCAAAUUUAUCCUUGUAAUUUUAUAUCAAUGCUAUUUAAAGCAGAUUGAUGACAAGAAUUAAGGACGUGAUCACCAAACAAGUUGGUACUUCAACAAAUUAUCCCCACUACAUCAGUAGGAAAUGUGCAAGGGCACCAAAUGAGAAUUUACCUUUUGAUAUGAGGGGUUAAGGAGUUAAUGUCAGUAUAGGUUGCUAUGAUGGACACACUUUAUAGUGCUAUGAUGGGCAAAGCUUUUUAAAAUCAUGGGAACAAUAUAUUUGCUUUAUCUUGUAUGAUUUUUGGAUAUCCGUCAAGCCUUGAACUUCUAACCUCAUUUGUGAAAUUCCCUCAGGUUGAAUUUUUACUUAGUUGUCUGAGCAGCUCAGGGUAAUUUAUGUAUGACUAUGUGGUCUGUACUAUUCUCCACACAUUUCUUGUUACUUUCUUGUUUGAUUAUGUAAAAGAUAGUGUAAGGAGUUUGGGACUCCUAAAAUGUUGUUGAUAUAAAUGUAAUGAGUAUGAUAUCUAUUGAUAAUAAAGAUUGCUUCUGUUGUCUUCUUUUUCUCUAGUCUAUGUUUUUCUUUCUGGUGCAAACAGAACAAGGUGACAUAUUUAAAAUCACAAUGGAAGUUGAUGAGGACAUGGUUAGUGCAAUAUUAUUUUUUAAUGUUUACAGAUUUUACAAAAGAAUACUUACAACACAGAUAUUUGUCACUUUUUCCCGCACAGGUUACUGAAAUCCGCAUGAAGUAUUUUGACACUGUUCCUGUUGCGGCAGCCAUGUGUGUCCUCAAGACCGGCUUUCUUUUUACUGCCUCAGAAUUUGGAAAUCAGUAUGUCCUUUUGAUCAACAAAUUAAUUAUUCUGUUUUGUCUAAAUUACAGCCAACCACCCUUUACCUGGAUAUGCACCUUUUACUGUUCAUAUGUUACAUUUGUACUUCAUUUUUUUUUUUUAAAGAUUUUGAGGUUACUUUUAAUUUCAACAUUAAACUGAUGGUUGUAUUUGCCAGACUUUACUGUGGUUGUUGGCUGUAAUAGUCAGUUUUCAGUCUAAUGACAACUGCCCUAAAAAUUCUUAUGCUUAUCUUGCGACCAAUUUUUUAGCUACUUGUAUCAGAUUGCACAUCUUGGUGAUGACGAUGAUGAGCCUGAGUUCUCCAGUGCAAUGGAGCUUGAAGAGGGGACAACUUUCUUCUUUACUCCCAGAGGCCUCAAGAAUUUGGUGCUUGUAGAUGAACUGGAAAGUUUAGCUCCUGUGAUGUCGUGUCAGGUUUGAACUUUUAUGUCACUCUCUUCACCAUUUUCAUAAACUGUUAAUUCAGACAAAAGGCUCAUAUUGCUGGCUACAUGUAAAAGCAUGAAGGCAGCCUAUUAAAUUUGUUUGUGUGGUAAGCCAUUUAACAUAGCAGUAACUACCACAUGUAGGAAUGCCAGAUUUAAUCCCACAUACUUGUAUUUUGUUUUGUCAGCAACUGCUGCAGUGUAUUUUACAUAAUGUACAAUAUUGAAAUGCAGGUAGUUGUAAAAUAAAAUAGAAUGAAGCAUGUUUUCCUCGUCAGCACAUAGCCUGCCUGAAGUAUUGGAAUAAAACAAGGCUAAAAAAGUGGCAUAACUUGAUUUUGAUCUCCUCUUCUAAUUUUACUUCCAAGAUCAAAACCAAUCAAAAGGUCACCUCAAUUAUUUUUGUGUAAUAGUUUUAACUACAAAGAACUUUUGCCACUUUGUAGAUUGCUGACUUAGCUAAUGAAGACACACCCCAGUUGUAUGCUGCUUGUGGAAGAGGUCCUCGGUCCUCCCUGCGGGUUUUGAGGCAUGGACUUGAGGUACAUGUUAUUCACUUGUUGUUAACCCAUUAAGCCCCAGUAUCUACAUACAAAUUCUCCAAACUGAUCUCCAUACAUUUCCUUAAAGAAUUAGUUGAGAGAAUUUGAUAACAGAUCAAAGCAUUUUCUCUUUAGUGACCAUUUUAUAACUCUCAUAACCAUUUCUCUUGGCAACAUAUGGACAUUGUUAGGAGAAAAUUGAUGUUGGUCACAAUAGGGACUCAAAGGCUUACAAGAAUUUCUUUAGAUUGACUAAGGUCAUAGUUCAAUUUCCACUCAAGCUUGAAUGCUUGUAAGGUAUAUUUUCAAAAGGUUUGUUAUUCAUAAAUAAAUUAAGAUUUGUGAACAAGAGUUGCUUCUUUUUAUGUCGUCCACUAGAGACAUGUUUGCUAAGCACAAUAAUGUUCAUUAGCAUGCAACUAAAGUAAUUUCAUCCUGCAGGUUUCUGAAAUGGCUGUGUCUGAGCUACCUGGUAAUCCUAAUGCAGUUUGGACAGUAAAAACACACAAACAAGGUUUGAUAAUAAUUACAUGUACAGUGUACCAUAUUUAUUUGAAUAAGCGCCCAACCUCAAAUUAGCGCCCACCUCGAAUAAACGCCCAUCCUAAAGGCAGAAAAAGUUAAUAAGCGCCCAGCCUCGAAUAAGUGCCCACCCCCUCCUCCUCCCAAUCAAACUCAAAUAAGCGCUCACCCCCACCCCACCCACUUGAGUGAAUAAAUUUUAAUAAGAGGCUUUCCCGAGGACGGAGUUUUCUUCAGAGUAUUUUACAGAAACCUUGCUUUGUUACUUCUUCACGUUUUGUUAUUAGCAUGUAAUGUUUUGUUGCAAAAUAAACAUUCUUCACUUGGUGAAAAUGGUGAAAAUUUAAUAAGCGCCCAGUCUCGAAUAAGCACCCACCUCAAAUAAGCGCCCACUCUCAAGGUCCAAACAUUUAAUAAGCGCCGAGGGCGGUUAAUCGAAUAAAUACGGUAACUAUACUUUGAGAUCUAUUUUAGUGGUGCUGUAAUCAUUUAAGUGAGCCUUAUUUACUUGUGCUGCUGUUUAUUAUCAACUCUGACACUGCGAAGAGUGGUUCUGCGUGUAACUUUUGACUUUGUGGAAUUAAAUGUUUUCCCAAAGUGUAACAAGCAAGUGUGGGUUCUUGUCUGAAGCUCUUGUUUGCGUUCUGUUUACUGUGAUGUACACUGGUUGUAAUUUUUGAAUUCAGCGAAUUCCUUUUGGGUGGCUAUUCAAGUGAAAGGCGAAUGCUGUAUCAUUUUUAACACUUCUCAGUUUUCUUAAACGUUUCAAUUUCGGGAUGAAACUCCAAGGUUCAAUCAUUUGAUAUCAAGCAUUAUUGUUCAGUGAUCUUGAAAAUUGUUAUAUCUGAAACUUGUCACUCUGCGCCGUUUGAUCUGGUUUGAGGAUUAUGCACCUUCAUUGUACAGUCGUGGACAUCAAUGCAGUAUUCACAAUUUUCUGUAAUUUCUUGGUACCCUCGAAAAACAGCACAUCCUUUUUGACAACUGCUCGCGGUUCUCUCUCCCCUAACCCUCUACAUUGUUGAAACUUCGAACAAAUUCUGCAUACUCGCGUCCAGCGUUGUUUGUGGGCAGGGGAAGGGGUUGGGCAUGUGUGAAUUGAAAAAAAAACAAAAAAAAAACCACAAACGCAAAUUUGUCUCUAGACGUUUGUUCAUCAUUGUAGAUUUCAAGUUUCUGAUGAGGUAAUUAUUUUGCUGCUUCAUUCCGUAGAUGAGUUUGACUCGUACAUUGUGGUGUCGUUCAUUAACGCUACUCUGGUGUUGUCUAUUGGCGAAACAGUUGAAGAAGUGACUGACAGCGGUUUUCUAGGUACCACUCCCACUCUGUCCUGUUCACAGCUAGGCGAGGACGCCUUACUACAGGUAAUACAGCGUAGAACGUCCUGUGAGAGUCUGGCUCUCCUUGGUUAACACUUGCUACUAAAGAUUAAUUAUUGGAAACGGGGAAAAGUAUGUCGCUUUAGUCACGCACAGCAUUGGUUUUAAUCUGAAAACACGUUAAGAGUAAUUAUUAUUGAAGGGAAAACUAAAAAGGCAGGAAUGCGUUGGCCUGCUAACCUCGGCCACGAGAACCAAUCCGCAGAAAAGCCAGCGAUGACUGGUUAUUGAUCCGUACGACUUUCUCUUGACGCUUCCUCGGCUCACCCGACUCGUUUUCGAGUAAUUGUUGACUUGCCUGACUAGUGUCUUCAACUUAACAAAAUGCAGAACCAAUCAAUCGAGAAAGAUGUCAGAAAACCCUGUUUGUUGUCAGGUUUUCCGUGGAUCUUUCGGAUUAAUCUAGGUUUCCGGGAAACUGCCCACCUACCCCUCCCUUAAGCCAUAAUUUUGCCCAAAGUAAGAAAAACUGAAAGCUGCGAAAGGGACAGAAAUCACUUUUAUUUUUUCUCUACCAUCCUCCUCUCCUUCAAAGUCGUUUGUUUUAACGUGCAUGCACAUCUGACAGGACGCUGCUUUGCAGUUAUAGUGGGCGAACAUCUGUAAAUUCUUCUGUAAGUUCUCCAUGUUUGACAAGCGAAGCAAGCCGCGAGGGAACGCGCGAGCGAGUCACAAAGCGUGCUGCUCUCGCGAGAGCUUGCUCGCAGGCUCUAUGUUCAUUUACAUGUACGUGUAUGAAGUCAGUUUUUACUGUUUUGUAUUCGACAGGUUUACACUGAUGGUAUCCGUCAUAUCCGAUCUGACAAGCGUGUAAACGAAUGGAAAACUCCUGGAAAGAAAACCAUCGUAAAAUGUGCUGUGAAUGAAAGACAAGUUAGUUACUUAGUUCAAGUUUAGUGCAUAUUAAAAAGAAAGCGUUAAAUUUCUCCAGCUGGUUUUCGAGUUCCAUUUAAAAAAGGACCUGACCGCUAGCUGGAUUUGCUGUCGGUAGCCCCGUGUUCUAAUCCUGGACCACGCUUGUGAAAUAUCCAACUGUGUCGCCCCCGAACGGUUGGGGUUCCACAUGUUAUGUUCUAUUCAAAUUAUUUGUUUCAUUAUCCGUGAAAAGCCCCCUUAGGGGAGAAGAUAAAGUAUUUAAAUUGGAAUUACAUCAGACGAUUUUGAUUAAAUUUAACUUUUUUUUAGGUUGUCAUCGCUUUAACUGGAGGGGAAAUUGUUUACUUUGAAAUGGAUCCGGUAAGCAAAUGAAAUUGUUCUUCUUAUCUUCCGUCAAACAAACUGUAAACAUGACUUGAUCCAGCAUUUUACAGUUAGUAGGCCAGCUUUGUAGCGUGACGUAAGCGUGAAUUUUACAGCCCUAAAAUUGUGUGUGUUUUUUGGAAUCUGGUAAACCCGAAAUAUUGUGACAUAUUCAAAAUGUUGGAUAUAACUCCCAGUUAACGCGUGUCGCAAUUUGUUUCAAUAUUUUGCUUCAUUUUAUUUGCAGUCCGGUCAACUGAAUGAGUAUACAGAACGAAAAGAAAUGUCUUCGGAUGUACAGUGUAUGGCCCUCGGGACAGUACCCGCAGGAGAGCAGCGCUCCAGGUUUCUGGCCAUUGGUCUAAGUGACAAUACCGUGCGGGUAAUAUCCCUUGACCCGCAGGAUUGCCUUCAGCCUCUUAGUAUGCAGGCCCUUCCCGCCACACCCGAGUCGCUUUGCAUUGUGGAGAUGGCAAUGGGAGGAUUAGAAAGCGAGUCUGGAAGGCUUGGAGGACUCUUUCUUAACAUCGGAUUGUCUGUAUGUUUGUGGUUUUAACUCUUUUAUCUCAGAAACUUUUGUCUGGGACCUCGCUUUUAGAUCGUAGUAACUAACAUUGCUUGAAAGUUGGCGUGAAAGUAGUUGCUUUUAAACUUCUAUGAUUUCUUGUGCUGUCUAUACGAACAGCGCGCUUCUACUAUUAAUAACCUGACUGUUUUUGAUACCUUACAGAAUGGUGUUCUGCUUAGAACAGUGCUGGAUCUUGUGACUGGAGAUUUGUCCGAUACUCGAACGAGGUAAGGAUAUGUGCGGCCCACUUAAGCUUAAACGGAUGUUUUGGUUUGAACACAUGUUGAUAUUUAGGCUAGGCACGGCCCAGCCACCGACUGAAGUGAUCUAAUUCGAAACGAUUCGGUUUAAAUGCGUUCAGCAUCAACGGGGUACCCCACUGCUUGUGAAACGAAAUUCGUGUGAAAUAAUGUGCAGGUCUGCACUGCAAAUGCAUUUUGUUGAUUCUUACUGGUGAAGUGCUGAAUUCGUCUUAUUGUUUUUCAGGUAUCUUGGCUCAAAGGCUGUUAAGUUGUUUAAAGUUAGAAUGCACGGAUCCGAUGCGGUAAGUACCUAGCUCUGUCCUUGUUUCUAGAGGUGUCGACAUUCAUUUAUAAGAAAGCAGUACCCGUUAAUAACAUAAUAGAGACCUUUAGAUUCAAGGACGAGGACAACUACGAGUACGAGAUUUGACUUCAAAUUUUUUCGGGUAGUCUGAAAAUAUAAACUGCCCGGAAAGGCUCAUUUUACCAUUUUUCGCGAGAAACGUUAGCACUGUUACCUUUAGUGAAGGAGGUUACACCCUCUCCCGAUCGGAAAAUGAUAAAACUUCUAACAUUUGAUAACUCGUUUCCUCCACUUCGACAUUCUCGCUAAAACUCGUAGUAGAGUGACGACGGCUACCUCGUUUUCCCGCCAAAAUGACGCUGGUUCACGCGCGGACACUAUUUAUCACUGAGAAAAUCUCGUACUCGCUGUCGUACUCGUCUUAGAAUCUAAAGGUCUCUAAUAGCCCAGGGCCAGGUUGCAUAAAACCUACUAAAGAUGAGAGGGCUCCCAACUUUUGUUCUGGAACAAUAACCUAUUGUUUUGAAAGAAUAGUUACGAGUUCCCAAACUAUGGAAAACAAAAGAAAUGAACUGUAUAAACUUGCUGUUCUGCCCUCCGUAUUGCUUUUAUUAUUAUUAUUAUUAUUAUAAUUAUUGUUAUUGUUAUUUUUUAUGGACAAGUAGGACUGUAACGCGAUGUUAGAAAUUGUAGAAGCUUAAUCCCUUUUGUUUGAUGUAUUUCCAGGUUCUUGCCAUGUCAAGUCGCUCGUGGCUAAGUUACUCUUACCAGUCCCGUUUCCAUCUUACUCCGUUGUCAUAUGAGACACUCGAGUACGCAUCUAGUUUCUCUUCUGAGCAGUGUCCUGAAGGAAUUGUUGCUAUAUCUGCAAACACUCUGAGGUGGGUCCUAGAUUAUAACUAAAACUAGGAAAAAUGAGGUUAUGGUAAUUCGUUUGCACGAAACUGCACCCUCAAUUUGCAGGUGAGUUUGCUUUGUUCUUUUUUAAUACGUGCGACUUGAUUAAUUUGUCGUCAUUAUACGCUGAGCUGAAAUAUUAAAGAGUCGGAGAUUUCAGGGACUAAUCUGCCAGUAGUUGUUUUAGCACUCUUUUGAGGCAAUCUCUUUAACCUGCGAUCAGAACGCCUUAUCGCAGUUUACAGUCUCUUGUGCCUUCUCUACAGUAUAGUUAAUUGUGUCUGGAAAGCCCUGUAAACACAGACUUAAUAAAACGUAUUUGUUUAUGUAUGUAGUAGAUACAGUAUCGAUCAUAUUGUCUAGCCUAUGAGCAAGUUCUCUGGGGGUGGGAGGCGGGAAAAGUCUCCCCCUCCGUGGAGUUUCCCAGAGAGCUUGCACGCAGUCUAGGUCAUGCCUGCCCAUAGUGAGUUAGCAUAAGUAGCUGACAAGGCCUUGUAAGCUAUAACUUAGUUUAAGUAGUUGUUGAUAGUAACGAGUUAUAUAUCGUUUGCUUUUUUAAUUUUUUAAGGAUUUUGGCUCUGGAAAAGUUAGGUGCUGUGUUUAACCAAGUAGCCACACCUCUUCGCUACACGCCUCGGAAAUUUGCUUUCCACCAUCAGAGUAACAAUUUGUUCAUCAUAGAAAGUGACCACAACACGUUCACCGACAAGGUCAAAGAGGAGAAAAAACAACAAAUUGCUGAGGUUUGUAGUAUGACCCAUGGGUUUGCAACCCUCUGUUUGUAAAUAGCGGAAGUUACGGCCAUUAAAACUGACUACUGACAGUGGGACAGGGAAACUAUUACGACUUACCGUUAUGUUGUUUGAACUUGCUUUUUUGUGUUUAUUUUGGCAAUGCACGGCUCGUGAACGCAGCAAUUUCAGACGCUCCUUUUGACUCGUCCCAUUUUCUUCACCUUUUUCGAGUUUCAACACGCGCUUUCGCGAGCAAAACAUUCGCGCGCCCGAAGAAAACGCCUACACUGCAGGCUAGUGUGUUUGCAAACUUAAAUUCAUUGACCCAUGAUGAUAUGUAGCUUGGUUGGAGAGGAAGGCGUCUUCUUCCUCUCCUCAAUCCCUCUCCCAUUUUUCCUUCUACCCCAUUUCUUGCGACGAAUGUCACGUAGGCUAGAUGGGUUAACAGUUGCUAUUUAACAGUUUAAAAACCCUAAAAUUCUGAAUGUUCGCUUCUUUUGAGACUUCAAUGUGUUUUAGCACUAGAGGUUCGUCUCCUGAUUGGAGGUUUUGUAGUUCAGUUUUUAUGCCUGGUUAAAUUUUUCCUUUUUUUCUGUGUAUGUAUGAAAAUGAGUUUUUAACAAAGCCAUCAUCAAUUUUAAUCCACAGCACGCCACACCAACAAAAGAUGUUCAAUCUGCGUAUGUCCAUUUCUUUUUCUCCCUUCUAAAGUAUUUAUUGACAUUUUUAUGUUUAUUUCUCCCAGGAAAUGGUCGAAGCAGCCGGUGACGACGAGAAGGAGCUAGCGGCUCAAAUGGCAGCCGAAUUUCUCAACGAGGAUCUCUCUGAGCAACAGUUUGGAGCCCCUAAGGCGGGGCCUGGCAUGUGGGCCUCUAUUUUGCGCAUGCUGGACCCAAUAAAGGUACUCAAAGAUGGCACUUGAGAAGAGCUUGCGUAUAGUUAAGCGGUUACCACAAAACAGGUUUAUUACGAUCAUGGCAGUUCCUUUAGCUAAUUUACUUGUUCUUGAAUUCUUGGCAAAGAAACCAUUAUUUUGACUUGAAAAGGACGGUGAAGGAAACGUUUCCUGGAGGAGUGUUUUUUCAGUUGAUCAUUGUGUGCAAGACAAAUUUUACCCUUGGACAUAUCUUGUUGUUUUGAAAGGGUGCGGAGGAAGGGUUGUGCAGUUACACGCGCGCCCGCCUCUCACCAAUAUGGCCUGGGUUCGAAUCCCGCAGGCAACGCCAUAUAUGGUGUGAGUUUAUUGUUGGUUCUCGCCCUUGCUACAACAGGUUUUUCUUUGGGUAUUUCAGUUUUUUCAUCUCCUCAAGAACCAAUAGUUUCAAAGUCCAAUUCGAUCAGGAAUGAUAGACGAAGAACCGCUAAUCUGGAUGUGCUGCCUCCAAAUUGUUAUUUAUUCAUUUUUUAUCCAUCUACCCAUCCUUCCGUUUUUCCGUCCGCCCAUCCCUCCCUUCUCCCCACUGAAGCUUAAAAAUGUCAAUUUUCUUUGCAGGGUGAAACAGUUGAUGAGGUUCGUCUGGAACAAAAUGAAUCUGCCGUCAGGUUUGUGUCGUCUUCACACUGUAUUACUCUGCCGUCAAGUUUGUGUUGUGUUCGCUCUGUACUACCUCUUGACUGAAGAGUGCAGUACAAGUCGUUAUAGGUGUUCGACAUUUUCAAGUCGAUGCAUUUAGUAUGUGCCAGAAAGACGAAAGAAACGUGAUAAAGAUGAGACACUUGCUAAGUUAUCUUUCUCCUUUCUGAAUGUCUAAAAAGAAUUUAUUAUUGUCACAGUGAGUUUUCCUCGUUUGGUAGUCCACUCAUUUUGUUUAAUAUUAAUGAAGGAGUUUUUUUGGAUCAUUAUGAAGUGCUUUUGCGUGAAGAUGACUGAUUAUCGUAACCAGCUAUUAAAUGCAGCUCAUAUUAUCGCAGAAAACAAGCAAGCAAGCCUUGCUACUCAUGCCAGCUACAUGCCUCUUGCAGAUGGUUGCAACUCACUAUAUGUAAUAUUAUUUUUCAGUGUGUGCGUGUGUAAUUUUAUGUGUCGUCCUGAUGAGACUUAUGCGCUAGUUGGCACCGCAAAGGACUUGACUCUUAACCCACGGUCAUGCGCAGGAGGUUUCAUUCACGCGUACAAGAUUGCUGAACUCAUUGAUGGGGGAUACAAACUAGAAUUUGUCCACAAGGUAAAAUCCUUUGCUCAAUAUGUAUAUGCUUAACUUAAGAAAACAGCCGAGAUUUCGCGACGUCACCACUGGUUUCCCGCGAAAUGACGUCUGAGAAACGAGCCCAGAAACUCCAUACUGAUGAAGCGUCACUACCCAGAUCUGGGUAGUGCUUCUGAUUGGUUGAAAAUUUGCUUCACCCCUUUCUUAGACGUCUUUUUGCGGGGAAACCAGUUUUCGCGUAGCGAAAUUUCGGCUGUUUUCUCAGGCUAGUAAAUGCUUUGUCUCAUACAUUUGCCAAUAUUUCAGUAGAAGGGAGUGUCAGGCGGGUUUUGGUGAACUGAACAUGAUGCAUAAUUAGACUUUUUUGUCGAGUUAUGGAAAAUGGUUUUGUGAUGGACAGAGUGAUUUUACUUGUAAACUCUUGACGAUUUCUGCUUAUUUUAUUUUUCAGACCGAAGUGGAUGAUAUUCCUGGAGCUCUAGCGCCUUUCCAGGUGGGCAAAUAAUUCACCAUUUUUUUUCUGACGUACCGUUCCUAAAAAUUUCUUUUCGGCUUUAGGUUCCAGUUGCGUUGACUCUAUUCGGGCUUAACGUAACCUUUGUGACUGAGCGCCUUGUCGCUAUGCUGCAAUUUACGGCUCUAUAGGGAGAAAGUAGGUUGCUACACAAUGGAAUCGUUUAACACUGCUGUUUCGUCCAGCGAGAAAUGUUUAAAGCAGAUAUUUUUUAUUGUAGGGUCGCCUUUUAGCUGGUGUUGGACGCCUGUUGAGAAUUUAUGAUCUUGGGAAAAAGAAACUUCUUCGUAAAUGCGAGAAUAAGGUAAGAUAAGCUCUAUUUCGCGCCGUUAGUCUCCAUUUGAAACAUGCGCGUGGCAGGGGGUUAUUACAUUGGAAGCAAUAGACUGCAGCUAAAACUAAAGGAAAACGCGUUCACACAGAGACCCAGAACCUGCUUCAGUGUCUUCAUGGUCCCCACCUUGUACUACCCUUGCUUGCGAGUACUGGCAAAGGGAGUGUUUACAUUGUCAUAAAUACUCCCGGCCGCCAGCACCGUACUUAGGCACCAAGUGUGAACCCAGCCUUAGUUCCGGAUCCGGUAAACACUGCUAUGUUUGUUACAUGUUGCAAACUACCAUGACCAGAGAUAACAGUGAAACAAAUGGCAACCGCCAUAGUAACUCUGUAGUUUUUUCUGUACUAAUCCAAGACUGUGGAUGGUGUUACUGUGUUGGUAUUAAGGCUAUUUGGUAUUAAUCAUAGUAAGACAAGACGUGGUUAAUUUUUGUGUUGCUUCGUAGAAACUGCCAAACUUUGUUAUGGGGCUUAACACCAUGGGGACGCGUAUUAUUGUAAGCGAUAUUCAGGAGUCCUUUCACUUCGUCAAAUAUAAGGCUCGGGAAAAUCACCUGGUGAUAUUUGCUGAUGACGUCAAUCCAAGGUAAUUUGAGAUGUAAUUCUGCGUACUGAGGUGACAUCUACUUGGUUGUGGACUUAGCAGGUGUAAUAUAUGUGCUUUUUACUCUCAAUGUGAUAAUAAUUUCUGUUCUAGUUCCGUUUGGAUAACAGUUCGAGGGAAGAACCUUAAUUCCCCAAACCCAUCGUUACUCGACGGGAUAGUGUCCUGCCAAAAAUAUUUAAGGCCCGGGUAGGCUGAAACAGCAUACGUAAUAGCCCACGUUCGAUAUAUUGAAGCCCUAGGAUUUCAAUUCCCAUGGAAAACAUUUUUUCGGUUCCGUGUCCAGAGAUCAUGAGAAACCAUCGGUAACAAUUUUUUGGUUCCGUGAAAAUUCAUGGGAACCCAUCCCCUGAAUGUUUUAAAUUUUCAGUCAUAUAUUUUUUUUCUUCGCGUUGGAAGCCAUAAACCAUGUAUAAUGCUUUUUGGGAAUGAUUCAAGAUGGAACUGAUAGAUGGUAAACAUUUCAGUUUCAUAUAUGAGUCGUAACUAAAUAUAAAUGCCCCUCUAGUGACAAAAAAUAAAGAUUUUCCCUAAAUGUAUCCAUCCCUAAGACUGAAAAUGUCAGUGGGAAACUAUUUUUUGUUUUCGUUAUUUUAAGACCACGGUAACAACACUUUACCGGAAACUUUCAUUACCGUGAAAUCCUAGGGCUUGUGAAUAAAUAAAUAAUAUCGAAAUUCUAAUGACUCCGAGGUUUCAUGGUCAUUUUUCUAUAUUUUGUUUGGUUUUCUUUGUGCCCUAGUGUCCUCUGGGAAUUGCGAGACAAUGGAGUUGUAAAAAAAUUGCAUUUUUGUCCGUAAAGCCUCGAUAUCGAACGUGGGCUAUUGAAUUCGAACAUAUUCGUCUAAUCACUUAAAAAAGAUGGAGUUUUGUUGAGCAGAUUCACUAGUUUCGUGUAGGCGGAAUGCCGAUUCUUAUAUGAAAAAAAGCUGUUUCAAAAAUAUCUGGACUCGUGCGGACGGGGCCGAAAGGGUUCUUUAGGGCUGAAUUGACCAAGUUGUAUGGGGAUAAAAUGAAAGAUUUCAAGGAUUGUGUGUAGAGUUCAAUCUAAUGGUUGAUUUGUUUCGUUAAGGAGUCUCCGAAGUCAAAAUUGCCAUUUAUUUUUAACCUUGAAAUGAAUUUUCUUUGCGUUGCCAUCUUUUAUUUCUUAUCCUUUCCUAGUAGUUUAAAGAUAAGACAUUCCCAUACCAGAUUUUCCUUUCUCGCUUCUUGGUGAAAGGGUGGUCACUGUGAGAGACCUUGGCGAGGAAAAAAUACAUUCUUCAUUUAUGGGUUGUUUUUAAAUCGUUGGUAUCAAAGAUCAAAGAAUCGGUUCUGUAAUGGCGAGUUUCGACAAUCGUCUUUUUAUUAUAAACUAAGCGCCAUUUUGAGACGGAAAAGAACGAGAGGUUAGAAACUCUUGCAUUUAUGUUCUUAAGGUUUACUUAUUGCAAGUUUAAUUUUGAUUAUAGGUUUUAAUGUGCCGCGACAUUAUGUCAUCAAGCACCCUUAUUACCCAUCUCAUUGCAAAUGACGCUGCCUUCGACUUGUCUUAAACCAUGGUUCGCACAGGCCUUGAAAAGUCCCUGAAAAAGCAUCAUGUCCUUGAAUGAAUAGUCUUUGAAAAUUGAAAAAUUGUGGAAUAUCCUUGAAAAGUCCUUGAAUAUUUUUGAAAGCUCCUUGAAUAAAAAUAACCUUUGUUAAACAAAGUGUUUUGCGCAAAGGAAAGAUUGAAAGCACAGCAGUAUACAAAUUUUCUUGGUGGUCAUGAAAGUAUGUUUUCUUUUGUUUUCAAUGUUCCCGGAAUGGUUAAUUUUCCGUUAUUUGAAGUACCCUAGUAACCGUGCCUUCCUGGGGGAAGGUAUUGCAAUAAGAAAUCUCUCCUGUACCUACGAAUUUGAAAGGUUUUUAGUUCAUGCAAUUCUAUGUCAAAUUACAGGGAAAAAAGUCCUUGAAAAAAUUGUCUUACUCCUUAAAAAGUCCUUGAUUUUUUCCCCCCAAAUUUUGUAUGAACCAUGUAAACUCACCGGUGACGUAAAACAAAGAAGUCAACACAUAAGAACCUAGAAAAACAAAAGCUGUAAAACAAAGAAAAAGUUCACAUGUUCUUACACCGAAGUAAACCUCUAAAUUGUUUUCCUCUUGCAUGCCCGCUAUCGGAUGUUUACAAGUAUAAAUUUGCAUAAAUAUAAUGAGACAAUUACAAAAUCUAACAGCCCAACCCCGCUAGAUAUGAAACCGAACCACUUUGUGGAUAAAGCAAAGGUGUUGCCAUAUACUGUAUGCUGAAACUGGCGCGUUUAGUGGGGUUGGGGUCUAUGACUUAAAGAUGGUUCAAGUCCAGCAAAAUACAUUAAAAUUUAGUUGAUUGAGGCGAGUGUAGAAAAACCGGCAUUGAAUCAUAUCUGGUGGAGAACUGGUGCCCAUAUGACUAUUUCUGCCAAUUUGUCGAUGAAGUGUCGUCAGAGAUGCUGUUUUUUUUCCCUUAAUUAAAGAGUCAUACACUCCCUUGUAGAUUUCACUUGAAAUCAUCUUGGUGUUUGUCAUCGUUAAUAGAAAACUUACCUGUGAGAGUAUUUAGUCACUAUCUUACUAAGGUUUUCUUUCAAACCUAGCGUUUUAACUGCAGUCUCUUCUAGUCAUUUCAACUGAAGACUCAGUCUUAAACAGCUCGUGUAUAGGUACUUUUGUCGUGCGUUUUUUCCUAAGGUUUUACUCAGAUCAGUUAAUCGAGUAAGAUCAUUGACCUAAAAGCUCAGAACAACAGUACUUUCUCAUUUCACUUGUCAUGAUACUGUAUGCGGUUGGUGUUUACGCUGUUUUCGCUUUUCAGCACUAUUUUUCCGUGUUUGACGCUAAUGAAACAAGGGACGUCAGUGUCAAACCAGAGUGGUUGUAAUGGCUUCGUUACUUCCAUCCGAGCAUUGUUCUCUUUCUAUCAGUGAUUGGAGCGCUUUUCGGAAGUCAUUCUUAAAAAACGUAUAAAGAAGAGGGUUGAUAAGUGCUGUACUGAAUUUUAGAACCACAAAUAUUAUGCUUAGAGCAAAGGGGAUACGGUUUAUAUACUCCAGAUCCCACAGCAGAGUAAAGAUAAAAUAUGGGAACCAGCCAAGGACAAAAGUUACCGUCAUUAUCACGUAAAUGAUCGCCGCUUUCCGAUCGUUUUUUCGACGUUUUUGUUGUUUUUCGAGAGGCUUGCUUUCCGUGAGAGCUUGACGCAUUUUCUUUUCUUUGUGAAUGUAGUAAAAAAUGUGACCAUCGAUGCAAGCAAUUAUAGAAAAUGGCACAAAAGCUAAUGCCACCAAGCAAAAUAUGGCAUAGGCAAUGUCUAAUCGUUUGAUUUUUUCUUCCCGUGGUCCUGUAAUCCAGGCGAGUUGAAUAAAAGAAGCGCCACAAGAGAAAAGCCACACGCCAAGCAAUAACAGCAAUACUCGUCGUUUUGUUACUACCAUGUUGUAUUUAAACGGUCUCUUGAUUUUAAAAUAGCGCUCUGAAGUUGCUACCAGCAAGUGGAGAAUGGUAGAAAUGGAGAGGAAUCGCUGGCAUAAAUCCAUGCUGGUACAUAUUUCGCCCACAAGUGUCGUUGAACAUGCUAGAACAAGCGGUAGAGACACAAGACCGGCAAGGCAGUCACCAGCCGCCAGACUAACCAAGCAAUAGUUGGUUCUUGUUCGUAGAUACCGCGUGCUGAUGAAUAGCACGAACACAAGGGAGUUGGCGCAUAUUAUAAGCACGCUUUGUAAAGUUAAGAAGACAAUCACCGCUUGUCCUGUCUCUGUUUGGUGCAAAGCUCUUCCUGUCUGUUCCAUUUCAAGCGAAACAUUGUCUUUUUCCUUUGCUAAAUCUCUCCCGUAGUUUCUCGUUACGUUGUCCAUUUAACUUUCGUUUUUUUCACUGUUAGCUGUCAACUCUGCCGGUUCAACACCUGUAUUCUAAAACACUGUUUUUUUUUUCUUAUGAAGAUGCCGUUUCUUGUUGCGUUGGUCGAAGUUUACACCCUGUUAUAAAACACACAAGAAAAUGAAUAAAUAGAAUGCGUUAGCUUGUGCUAGUUUGUUUUGUACAAAGGACAUAAAUCUUAUUACCUUAAAAAGUCUUGAGACGUUGUUUUCUGGGAAAUAAAUCCUAGACUGAGCGCAGUUUAUAGUUUCUUUUUAACAUAUAGUCCUCCUGGCGACUAAUAUCAUCUUGUGCAAAUUUUUGCAAAUAAAUUAGGGAGAAUGUUUGCCUUGUCACCCCAAAUCGAUGAUUGUCUAAAUGUGUUGGUUGCUUUUCCUUUAUCGCUCGAAAAUUAGUUUUCUUGGUGACAGUUUUCAAUGAGUGUAAGAAGUCUGCGUUUUGUGUAGUAAUCUUCAAAACUGGGGGACAAUAUCACACGUUGUUAUCUUUUUUAGGAGAUUUCCGCUUUAAUUUAAAGAUAUUCUCCCUUCCUGUGCUUUGUUUCGUAUUUUAGUUGCACGCUUUUGUUCUGUUUGUGUCUUGCAAUUACCUUCAUCCUACUAAAAUGUGCUUUUCAGAGAAUUUACGCGGUUUAAUGGUCCAGUCGCACACUCAGUAAAGUGAUUUUCCGUUUUUCUCUGCGUUGACCUGGUAAUUUGUCACUUGAUUUUAACAAUUGGAAUCCAGGUGCAACAGUGCAAAAACCGAAUAAAUCGAUUGCGGGAAGCUAUUAUUUUGCAUUUGGAAAGCAGUCACACAUAUUCCAAGUAAAGUAAAUAAAAUAUAAUUUCCCAAAAUUAGAAAAAUGGCGGUCGCCAUAUGGUUUGUUCGAAGUUUUCUUCAAAUUUCGCUCCACUUAAAGAAAAUGUGUUAAUAUUUGUAGCACUUAAUUUGUGUAGAAUAGAAUCUUGUAGAGUAGAAUUUGGUUUUGCUUUAUGAGAGUAACAUCGAAGGCUUUAUGCUAGAAAAUUCGCCAAACAUUUACUUUAGUCUGAAAUGGUUUUAAUUUCUCCCGAAAUGGACCGUGUCUUGUCAGAUAAAGGGUUAAUUUACACGUCAGGCAACGGGGAUGACAAUUAAACUAGUUCAAGUGUCUUUCUAAAGCUUUCCUUGCAAAGUAGAAUUUGAAAUUAUUUCGUGUUGUUUUUUCUGACUGGUUAUCAAGAACGUUUUGGUGUGGAAUGAGUAUUUUUUUAUGGUUGCAUUAGCUGUUCUGUUGAUUUAAAAAUGCUGACUGUUUGAAUGCCAAGUAGUUAUAUUUUUCGUAAGCUUCUUACUAUUUUUAUUCUACUAUUUUAUUGGCAGAUCCUUAUCGCUUUCUCGCGGUGGCUUUCCGGCUUUAAAGCUGUUAUUGGGCGUCUUGAGUUAAAACGGCCUUUUCAACCUUUUCUUUUCUCUCCAAUUUCUUGAUAAGCUGCUGUGCACUGUCUGAUUUUACCUAUCAAAUAAUCGCCUAUUUUCUCGCCCCAUUAAAUUUGUAUCAUGCUGCAAUUGUGCUCAACUGCUUAACGCCUUCAGACGGCACUCUUUUAGCUCCGUAUAUUGACUUCACAUUGGUGCCAGUUGCGAUAUAGUUUUUCUUUUCUCUGUCAUUUACAUAUCCUUUGUAAAAAGCACUGACAAUGUGACAGUUUUUCAUGGCACUUGAAGGUGUUUGUUUGCAGAAGGAAAGUGAAGAGAAGUGCGUUCAAUAGUCCUAUAUGUUUUACAGACUGAGUAAUAAAAUAAGAGAUACUAAAAACCGAUUUUCAACUUUCAUAUCCAUUAGAAUUAUAUUGAUUUCUGGUAAGGUAACCGUAUAGCGCGCGUAUCACUAGUGAACUUACGCAACAGGACCGGAGAGGAACAAAGACGGCAAACCUUUUGUUAGAAGCGUGACAAUAACUUUGUGUGAAGUAACUUUUCACCAAACUUCACUCUCCUUUAAACCAUAGUUAGCAGAGGAGACUGGUUUGGAAACUCGGCAAACAUUAAAGUUGAAAGCAAUGGCGCUGUGGUUUAUGUUGGAAGCUUCCUGACUGUGCACAAUCCUUUGUAUUCUGUUCACAAAUUAUGACUGAAUAAAUUUAAUGCAAUGUUUCUAUUGGUCAAUAACUUCAAAAUGAUAGGAAUGCUAUUGAACGUUGUGCACGAUCAGGUCCAAAAAGGCUAACAAAAACCUAUAACAAACGCUUUCCCAACCAUUCCACUUUAAUUAACUAUUUUUAAACAGAUCUCUUUGUUAAGACCAGAAAACAGUAAUGUUAAGUUAAGAUCAUGACGAAACACGCAAGUGAUAGCCCUGUCGUGUUGGUCACACGCAAGCGUUUCGCCGUCCUCUUCCUUUUACCGUCCUGUUCCGUAAACUCCCUACUAAUUAAAGACAACAACUUGAGCGCCGAUUAAGUUUGAUACUGUCAUGGGUCGUAGUUCACAGUCACCCCAUGUAAGCCUAUCCGGAUUCCAGAAUCCUGGAAAUUUUUGUUUGUGGACUCUAUAAUCCUGGAAAUUUUUGUUUGUGGACUCUGGAAUCCUGGAAAUUUUGUCUCGUGGAAUCCAGAAUUGAGCUCAAGGAUCAGAAUCUUGACAAUUGGAAUCAGGAAUCCGGAGUCCAAGUGCCAAUGACAAGGAAUCCAGAAUCCCGUACCUAAAAUCGUGGAAUACCGAAACCAAGAUUACCUUACGUGGGGUGACAACACCCUUUUGUGUUGUCUUACAUGAUGCUCUUAAGCAACAACAACAACAACAACAACAACAAUCAUUAUUGUGCUCUUGAUACAAAAGAAAAACUUUAAUCAUAACUUUCAAAGCCUCUGUUUCAUACCUGACUUCGUAAUUACUCUGCGAAUACAGCUGUCGUUCCUCGAUCUUUGCCGCGAAACGUCCCUAGCGGCGUAUUCACAGGUUAAUUACUCUGUAAUUUCAAUGCAUCUUUUUGUGAAUAAAUGGCUUUCGUGACUGAAACCAUUUGAACAAACCGGAGGCUCUUUUUGGCAAGAAUGAUUUUGAUUUCUGGUCAAUCAUCUUAGAAUUGUUUGGGAGUGUUAAUCCGAGUCAAUAGCUCGUAGAUUUGACGUUAAAAACAGGUCGUUUGUAGACAGUGUGGAUAUCAGUUUUGAGGUAUUGUAACUCGUCGUAAUAUCGAGUGAAUUUGGAUAGAACCUAUUAUGCGAGAGUAUCAGGCGUUUCUGGGAGAAAAGGGGAAAGAUGGAAGAGAAAAAGGGAGAGAGCCCAUCUAAAAUCUCCUCUCCCCUAGCCCCGUUAGGAAGGCCUAAUACUCAGGCUACUACUGACGACUAGGUUGUUGACCAGUACUGUUACACGGUUAAGCGCUUGUUAUCUUCAUUUUACUAAAUUAGGUUCAAUCAUUUUUCAUUUUAGCCACUGUAAUGGUAAAACGAUACCUAUAAAUUCGUAAAUGAAAAUGCAACCUCGGGACACCUCAGCAACAGCUGUCUACAUGGAGCGUUCUAGCUGUUUUCUCGUUUGGAAAUGCAUUUUCCUUAUUUCGUAUUUCAUUGUUUGUUGGUGGAUGGCAAUAAUUAUUCAACGUUUAUUUGUGCGACUGUAAUUUAUUUACGGUGAAACUCGUCCCUCCCUUUUUUUUCCUCCAGCCGUUCGCAGGAAAUUGAUUGACUUGCCCGUGUUUUAUUUUGUUUUUGUCUUUCACGAUUAAUUUUUAAAUCUCAUUUGACUUUUAAGUGGAGUGGUUACGCAAAUAAAGUUCUUUUACUUGUUCAGUGUAAACAGCUGUGGUUUACACCCAAUUUUUUGCACCGUUUGUCGAUAAAAAGGAAAGAAUUAAAGCUGAGACCGCCAUUUAUGUACGAAAUCUAUUCAUAUAUCUUUCAAAUGCCUGUUGGGUUUUGUAGCUUUUUUUCCCAUGACUGUUUUUAAAUCAACGCUGCGUUGUUCAAUAAAUCUGUUAAAAUUUUCAGUCUUCCUUGAUUGGGGAGUACUUCAAACCGGCAAAUUUCUUCUUGUCGACUUAAAAACAAUACGUGUAAAUCUGUUUUUUUGAAAGUGAUUGUCCGGCUGUAACCUCAAAUAAUUUAAGGUUAAGCUUAUAGUCUAUGAGUUACCUGCAGCACAAGAAAGUCAAGCUGUAUCGCUCGGCUAAGUUUCUCUUGCCCUCUGACAGUUGUUGUUCAACUUCACGCAGUUCUGCUCUGUCUUCGAAAGAAAUAAUUGCGUUGGUGUAAAUAUUUGUUUAAACACACCAAAUUGCCUUUUAUAUCUCCCUGUUUCAGUACCGUCCUGAAUAUUUCCUUUUUAAAAAGAGAUUUUUUUUAAAAGCCCCGCAGGGCAGUAUUUCCACAACAUUUCAAAAACGCAAUCUUGCUGUGAUUUCAUUUGUGCUUCAUGGGAUAUCUGGUUAAGGAGCCAGUUAAAUUGCAUCUUUCUGGGUUUGUGGCUUCAUAGCAAAUUACCACUGAGACAAAGCAUCAAAAUUUCAUUAAUGGCAAUUUCGGAAGUUUUUACGUUAUGGAAUAUCCCUUUUGUGAUUUCCCUCGCUCUUGAAAGUUUCACGUACUAGCUCUUGUUAUAAACACGUUUAGCUAGAUACACUUGAAACCCACACGGGAUAGCUGAAUGGCAAUAGAUACAUUGUAUAUUUCCAAUUUUGUGGUUAACUGGUAAAUUGACGAGGAAGCAGUACGAAUUUAAUUUGUCACUUGUUCUGAUCACUUUCAAGCUUGCGAAAUAGUUGCCAUUUCAUGCGAGUCUUUUCUAGUAAAGACUAUAUAAUCUUGGAAGUAUUUAUAUAAAACCUUAAAUUUGUAACAAAGCAAAAACUUGUACCUACGCUUGUGAUAUUUUAAUUAGCGACUCGCCCGUGCCAGGAAUAGAAAUCUUCAAGUAUCAAAUAAAAAUGUAAAUUUUUGAUUGGUCUGGUAAAAUAUUUUUCACAACAUUCUGUUUUUUCUUUCCUCCUUUUUUACAGCUUUUGUCACCUAGUCUUAUCUUUUCAGUUUAUUACCUGAUUUUGAUGUUUGGAAAUGUUUUCAAGUGAAUGGGGUACUUUAAUCAAGUUAAGUUUUGGGGGAAAGGUUCUCUCUUUGACCUUGACAUUACAGCUGAGUUAGCCGGCCUCUUUGUUGUUUGUUUCUCUCCUAUUAUUCGUUGAUUAUAGCAUAGAUUUGUCACGUGAAUAAUGCAAUACUUUCCGUGCUGUAUCGAUAUUUGCAAGAACGCUUAAACUUUAACGAUACAGUUUGCACCCUAAAAUAAUCACAGAUAAGCCACUGAGGUUCGCUUUUUAAAAGGUUACAUUUGCUCGAGCUGUUUAGAAACAGGAAACGGGAAAACCCUUUUAAAUAUUCCUGCUUUUUUAUCAGCCUGUUUUAACCCUGUUAUCCACGCAGAACAAUAAACGUUAUUGUCACCCAAUUUAAGAUGGGUGAUUUCGAAAAUUCAAGACCUUUUAAAUAAAUAAUGGACCAAGUUUGUUACUAAUUGCUAUAUUGUUGCUUUAAAGUACCGACAACUGUCCCUGGCAGGUAAACCUACUAGGGUCAAAGGAUUCUAGGUCAUAAUGUUGAUCAAGAGGUUACUCGUAUUCCCUUAAUAAUAAAGAAUGAAUAAACGGCUGUCGCUUUCUCCCUCAUUCAUGUUCUUUCCCGCGUCACCUAAGGUGUUAAAAAAUGCUUUUUGUGGUGUUUGGAGUAUCGACCAUAACGAUUGAGAAUGAAGUAUUGCGUUUCCUCCCCCCUCCCCUAACCCAGUUCACCCUGUCUUCUGGCAUUUUUUGCGCCUUUUGCAACAGCAGCCCAUUUGCAGACUAUUUUCCCGCCUUUUUUGCGUAGUCUGUCGUCUUAUCACGUGUAUCUCUUUUCUGUUUAGGUGGUUAACCUGCUGCAGUUAUCUGGACUAUGAAACGGUAGCUGGGGCCGAUAAAUUUGGCAACGUAUUCGUGGUGAGUACAUCGGGCGGCACUCGGUUGUUAUGAAUACGUGUUGUGACGUUUUAAGUGAAAGCCAAAAUGCGAUUGUUUUCCGCACCUUUUUUGAUUAUGAUGAUGGUAACAGUGCCUAGUGGUGCUGCUGGUGCUGGUGUCAGGUAGUCUACAGUAUAACAGUCAUUUUCUAAAUAUUAUGUACGUGAUUUGCUUGUAGAUUCGCCUUGGCGCCAACACGACUGACGAUAUUGAUGAAGAUCCUACUGGCACUAAAGCAUUUUGGGAUAGAGGACUUCUAAACGGCGCUCCGCAAAAGGUAAUGUGCUUUUACGUUGUUGUAUUGUUACGCACUACAUCACUGUUGUUGUCGGCCACCAGCCUAGCUCUCCACUCGAUUUGCGGAAGAUCCAUGGCUUUCGCCCUUUUGGUAUCAUAAGUAAGUCAAAAAUGAUAGACUGUAUCACCGAGUUCUUGGGUGCGGUUCUUAUUUUGGCUAGAGAUUUUGUUUUUCCUUCCGUUGUUCCAUUUCCUUUGACGGCUGCUUCUGAGAUCGAGUUCGUGAUUUAAUUGUUAAGUCUCCAUUGCUAGGUACGAGCUCAUGACUUAUAGCUGACUCACCCACACUACUCGUUGUUGUGCUAUCGUGUUUCCACACAGGGCUUCUACAGUCUGUAACCAAGCCGCUCUGCCUUGAGCUGCCCUUACUUCUUCAUUGAAGGAGACUGCUACUUCUUUUUAAUCUAUGUUGAUUGUGCCCCUCUACCUCAUCCGUUGCCUCAUUGUAAAACCAACCUGAUUAAGGUCUGGCCGUGCGAAAUUUGUGCCUCUUUGUCCUGUUGUGACCUUAUGGUUUUGAUUAGUAUUGAUUAUUAUUAUUUUUUACCCCCAGGUUGAAACUCUGUGUAAUUAUCAUGUGGGUGAAACAGUUCUGUCACUCCAAAAAGCCACUCUUAUUCCAGGCGGAUCAGAGUCUUUGGUGUACACGACAUUAUCCGGUGGUAUCGGCAUGCUGGUACCAUUCACGUCUCGAGAGGUGGGUAUCAGCUGUGGCCAACAUCCCUUUUCUCCUAGCAAUAUCAAUGCAUAAUUAAGAGAAAAGGUUAUGAGAAAUGAUAAAAGAAUCACCAAAGGGGAAAUGCUUUGAUCUUUUAUCAAAUUCUCUUUACUAAUUCUUUUAGAAAAUGUAUGGAGAUCAGUUUGGAGAAUUUGUAUGUGGAUAUCGGGGCUUAAAGAGUUUAGUGAAAUCGUUUCCUGUGUUAUAUGCUACAGUUUACUUGGGUACCUUGCCUUCAAUGUUAAUCACGUAUUGUUAAGAAUGCACUUUAGCCAAUCAGAAGGCUGGAAACAUCUGUGAUAUUUCAAGGCCCACAUUCACCUUAGAUACAUUGUGCGUGGCCAUUUUGAGUGGCCUGGCAACUUUAGUAACAGUACACAAUCUAAGCUUUCCCAACAAACAACAGCCCAUCAAGACAGAAUGAAGAUAGGCCGGCUGGUGUUCAGUGAUAGUUUUGCGGAUAACAGUCAUAAUGCUGCUGACCUUAACUAAAUGUUAUGAGGCUGGUAUGGUCUCUGGUAAUUCCUUUCAUAACGUGACCGAAAAACGUUUUUUUUAAGUAUCUUUAUUUACUCUUAAAAUGUAUUUAAAAUUGUCGUAAAUCUUCAGAAGAUCGUCAGAGGUAUAGUGUAGUAAAGUACGUCAUAAUUAGCUGUUCAAUGCUUUCUCCUGUUUCUACUCUAUUUGAUUUGCGUUCAUGAGCUGCAAGCUGAAGCCUAGCCAGACGGUCGCGGUGAUCACGUGUAUAUCACGUCAUUUUUGUUUGAUCAUUUCACAGGAUAUUGACUUUUUCCAGCAUCUUGAGAUGCAUUUACGCGCGGAACAGCCGUCUCUUUGUGGCAGAGAUCACUUGUCCUAUAGAUCAUACUACAUGCCAGUGAAGGUUUGCAUCCUCAUUACGCAGAGUUACCUCCUAUUGAUUACGUGCUACACUGAAACCGGCGUUAAGUGGACAGUGCGCAAUCGAAAUAUUCUUUACUAGCAACUAAAUAGGGUAGAGGGAAUCUGCAAAGAUGUGAAGCAAAUUUGCAAGUUUACUUGUGUAAAAUACUGUAGCACAUUUAGUGUAUUUGUCACUUUUUGUGAUUUCUGCCGCUGACCUGAACACCUCUGUUGCUCUAAGCAGGAGUGCGCCUCUUUGAAUUCCUAAAGAAAGACUGCAGCAGGGCAAUGGACAGAGUUUAGGAGACACAAAAAUACACUUAUUUUCCACAGAGCUGCAAUGUUAUUGUACAGUAGCGCAUGAAAAGAGUACAAAUAUCCCACUAUAGUUUAUUUCAGUAGUUUGUUAUUUUUACAGUAAGGUGUUUGUGUAAUGCAAAACUAGUUUGAAACGUCUCCGCGCUAAAGUCGAAUUUCUUGGUCCAAAGAAAAAUCGUAACCGGUAAUCUUCAUUUUCAAAUUUGAACGGUCUGCUGUGGACAUAGCUUGAAAUUGAUGCAUUUUGUGUUCCAGAGUGUGAUUGAUGGAGAUUUGUGCGAGUAUUUUAACUCACUCGACUCCUCUAAGCGACGCAGUAUCGCCGAAGAACUGGAUCGAACCCCAGCGGAGGUGAAUUUCUUUGUUUGUUUAAUUUUUUUCUUCUUUAUAAUUUGUUAUCUGCAGACAUCAUUGUGGUAGCCAUACACGCAGUGGUUCAGCAUGACGAGACACCACUUCUUGUCUCUUAGAAGAGCCGCAGUGCAGGAAAAUAUUCUCUUCCUCCUUUAGUCGCUCUUCCGUUAAUUUCUAUUAAUGAUUACUGAAGAACUCACCGAUUACGGACGGGUGGAAGUUCUUGUCUUGCGGAAAUUAAUUGUUUUAUUCUUGUUAUCGAAAACCUUGGAUGCACUAGUUAUGCAGAUUGACUUUGACUUUGGUAACCAUUCACCCACGUUUUUCACCUACAGGUUUCCAAGAAAUUGGAGGAUAUCAGAACGCGAUAUGCUUUUUAGAAAAACAAGUGGACCACAGACACUCUACAAAAGAAGAGACAUUUUACCUCCCGUCUAUUGGACACCCUCUAGUCUAGGAAUUCACUGCCGUCUGAUUUAAGAAUUUUUUUUCUUUGUUUGCGGAUAUUACGUCUUAUUUGAUGAACACCCGCAUACACAGAUCAAGCAGUCUUGAUACCUGUCCUUCCGUAAAAAAUGUUGCAGUCUAUUAGAUUGUAGAUACAUGAAGCUGCGAAAGAGCCGCACCGCUCGUACCCCUGCAGGGGAGGAGGUAAGGGAGGACCUCCUCCCCCCGGGGAUGGCGGUAGAACCGUACAUGGUCCUCGAAUCAGUUUGUAAAAAAAUCCAACCGACUUUUCUUUCCUCGCCGUCUCAGGAAAUAUUGCUUUCAUAACUUAACGAAAACAACCUCCUCUACUAGAAACAAGUUUGUUUUAUGAGUAUUUAAGUUUGUUCAUGUAUAUAAAAAGUAGAUCAGCUGACUUGACUGUUUCGUUUGUUGUAAGGAUUACCUCUUUUACUCGUUAUAACCUCUUAGCCUUUUUGUGGAAGCAGGAUUAUUUGCAACAAACUUCCUCUUCGUAGCCACCCAAAAGGUUUGCAAGCAAAUCUCUUUUUUACGUUUUGUUUUUGACUCCCCUCUAGUCUUUUAGUAUUUUUUGUCGAAGUUUGGAGUGCUCUAUUUUUGCUCAUGGGAAUCCGUAACCAUCUCGCAGACCCAUAGUAGCGAGCUUUAGCAACGACGACGGCGACGGCAAGGAAAACGCCAAAAGAGCAAUUGGUUUGUUAAGUAAAACAACAACUUUGCACGUGCAUCACGCUUUUUUGUACAUUUCUUUGCCGUCACUGCACGACUGCGACGUGAAAAUGCCUCGUGAUUUCACUCUUUAUGGUGACGUAAACAGGCGACAACGAAUUUUUCUUUCUUUUUCUAAACUUGAAUGCGGUCCCCAAGAAAUCAACUCUAGGGAAAUCCACCUACAUCUGAAAUUUUCAGCGGAUUUGGAUAAACGCGUCAAUGUUUUAAAAAACGCGAAUGCCUUUUCGUAUAGUGACGUUUUCGCUACCGUCGCCGUCUUCGGUGCUAAAACUCCCUCAGUGGCGAAUCUAGGCGUCGCAUUUACAGAUCUUUACAUGCAGUAUCGUUACAGGAAAAGUUUGCAAAACACCGGGACAGCCCUUACUUCCUUACUAAUGCGCGCCAGUCGGCUGAAGCAUUUGAAUACCUUACUUCUGAUUGUUUAGAAACGGCAGCCGUAAUCGAUUAUGGCUCCUGUUCAAGAAAUGAUGAUACAUAAAGUAAGGAGUCCACCCUCCUCUGUUAACGAUUGCCAAAAAAAAAUUGCAAAAGUGUUAAAAAGAUCUUGUAAACAGCAACCUUAAGUAUCUUUUUCAUGGAAGAAUUGUCGAUAAACCAGUCAGUUUAUAAACGAAAAUGAAAUGAAGCAUUUUCUUGUUCACAUAUGUUUCUUGUCUUUAUGUAAGAAAGCUGUUGGUAAUGAAUUUUUCCAAAAAAAAAAAUUAUGUAUGUCAAUAAAGGUAAACUGCCUACUUCAGGCAUAUCUCAACCGAUUUUGCAACUCGUUAUACCGGUAUUAAAUUUGUCCAGUG